AUGAACUCCUACCUCGACUACCCAAUCUGCACCCGCGGGCCGAACCUUUUCAACCUCAACCACGAUGCGUGCGCCACCGCGGACCGCUACGGUCAGGAGGGCCGCUUGGUCGCGCCGCGCCACAACCACCAGAACCUUCCCUUGCACCACCACCACCACCACCACCACCAGACGCACGUCGACCUGGACCUGCAGUACGCACCGCCCGCAAACUCGGUGUACGGGACCCACGUGGAGUACGAACACCACCAGUACGGCCUGUCCUCGGAGCAGGACCGGGGCUACAUGCACGCGCACGCGCACGUCUCGCCUUUUACCGGGGACAGCUGCAGCGGCCCCGCCGGCGCACAGUACGCGCAUUACGGUGGCGCGGAGCAGAGGCAAGCGGAGUGUCCUCCAGAGACUCUUUACACGUGCGCCGCGACCCACGACGAGGACGUGGAUCACGUGGAGGAAACUUCCAGAACUUUCGACUGGAUGAAAGUGAAGAGGAAUCCUCCCAAAACAGCGGUUCUGUCCGAGUUCGGCGUCCCCGGCCAGCACAACGUGAUCCGCACCAACUUCACCACCAAGCAGCUGACCGAGCUGGAGAAGGAGUUCCAUUUCAACAAGUACCUGACGCGGGCGCGCAGGGUGGAGGUGGCCGCCAGCCUGGAGCUCAACGAGACGCAGGUGAAGAUCUGGUUCCAGAACCGGCGCAUGAAGCAGAAGAAGCGCGACAAGCUGGGCUGCGCGCUGGGCUGCAGCGGGCCGGCGGAGAAGCUCUCGGGCCCUGACGCCCCCCCCCAAGGACAGGCGGGCUCUCCAUCUGGAGGUGUCAGAGUCGGCACGGCGGCCGACGCCUCGGAGACAGAUGCUCUAAUGGAUGUGCGAGCCCGAAGGCCCGGCCUCUCGGAUCCCCCCGGCGGCCGCAUCCUUUCUCCGCCCCGUCAGUGCGGAUCCGAGCGUCGAGCCGGCAAGCAAAACAAGACUAGCAACGAGGCGGCGCGGCCAAGCAGCAGCGUGCAACGUUGGUCCGUGGAGUACACAGAGAAUCCCAGUUUAUCGUGA
Molecule: messenger RNA, 1050 nt
Organism: Phycodurus eques (leafy seadragon)
Lineage: Eukaryota; Metazoa; Chordata; Actinopteri; Syngnathiformes; Syngnathidae
Gene: hoxb1b
Product: homeobox B1b
Exons: 5
Coding region: 1-1050 (349 amino acids)
Biological process (GO): regulation of transcription by RNA polymerase II
Cellular component (GO): nucleus
Molecular function (GO): DNA-binding transcription factor activity, RNA polymerase II-specific; RNA polymerase II cis-regulatory region sequence-specific DNA binding
Source: RefSeq, a predicted model, not a curated record